Messenger RNA from Mustela lutreola (European mink), 3019 nucleotides. RefSeq names its product DNA replication fork stabilization factor DONSON (gene DONSON). The transcript has 11 exons. Gene Ontology annotation, cellular component: nucleus. Lineage: Eukaryota; Metazoa; Chordata; Mammalia; Carnivora; Mustelidae. Gene Ontology annotation, biological process: nuclear DNA replication. The coding region runs from base 611 to 2302 and encodes 563 amino acids. The record is from RefSeq and is a predicted model, not a curated record.
AGCACUCAUUUAUUUCAGGGUUUCCUCGGGAUCAAACAGGACCAGCACCGUAACUUGCCGGCGGCAGCUGCAGCGUGUGCGGGGUGGAGGCGACUGGGGGCUGCUGUGGCCAUGCGUGGCAGGGGCUAGGAGGCUGCACUUGCUGAUGCCUGCCGGGGUUCUCUAUUUUCUUCGGCCAGGGGCAGGGAGGCGCAGGGCGCUCUCGCCAGCUCUAGACGUCGCCGCUGCCCUCUGUAAACCUAAGAAGCUGCAGCUCAAGUGUGACGUCUCCUUUUCAUCCAAGCGCCAUGUUCUGGGCCCAUUACAUCUCUGCUGCAGAUUUAAAUGGCGUGUCAGUUAUUUCGGUGCCAGAUAGGGGAGUGCCCGUCGGUGCCCCGGACCCGGGGCCUCUCGGCUCCCGCGACCCAACUGCAGCCAAGGACCCAGCCGGAGCGCCGGGGAGCGGAGGGGACCAGACCCAACCAAGGCAUGGGGGUGGAGCCUCGCGGGCGGCCGACGUCGCUCGCGCUCUGCCGCGCCUCGGGGGUGGGGCCACGUCGGGGGCGGGGCCGGCGCGCGCGGGAAGCGCCGGCGGGGAGGCCGGCCGGCCCCUCUGCGUGAGCCGCGCGUUAUGGCCCUUUCGGUGCCUGGCUACUCGCCCAAUUUCAAGAAGCCCCCCGAGACUUUGCGGCUCCGACGAAAACGGGUCCGGAGCCGCGGGGCGGCCGCCUCACCCGGGGAGCAGCCCGAGCCGGCGCCGCGCCGCGCCGCUCUGGCGGCCGGGCUGCUCCUCCGCCCCUUCCCGGCGGCGGCGGCGGCGGGCAGAGGCGGCGGCGGCCCGGCCGCGACCCGCAGGAACCCGUUCGCCCGCCUGGACAACCGGCCGCCGGCCGCCGCGGAGCCCCCCGACGGGCAGCCCCGCGGCCCGCAGGAGGCGGAGGGCCCGUUUUUAGAUUCUAAUCAGGAAAAUGAUUUGCUCUGGGAAGAGAAGUUUCCUGAAAGAACAACCGUUGCCGAAUUACUCCAGACUCCGCAAGUAUCGUUCUCCGAAUCUGAUACUCCAUCCUCAGAAAGUACCGAGUUACCUGUGGACUGGAGUAUUAAAACUCGACUCCUUUUCACCUCUUCUCAACCCUUUACCUGGGCAGAUCAUUUGAAAGCCCAGGAAGAAGCUCAGGGUGUCAUCCAACAUUGUAGGGGAACAGAAGUUACUUUGCCUCAAAGUAUACAGGAUCCCAAAGUCUCCACUGAGCUCCGUUGUGCCUUCCAGCAGAGUCUUAUCUAUUGGCUUCACCCUGCCUUUCCUUGGCUACCGCUGUUCCCUCGCAUCGGAGCUGAUAGAAAAAUGGCUGGAAAGAUAAGCCCUUGGGCAAAUGAUGAAACCUUGCAACACGUUCUAAUGAGUGACUGGUCUGUGAGCUUCACUUCUCUUUAUAAUCUGCUGAAGACAAAACUUUGUCCAUAUUUCUACGUUUGUACAUACCAGUUUACCAUCCUGUUCCGCGCAGCAGGAUUAGCAGGAAAUGAUGUCAUCACAGCUCUCAUAUCUCCUACAACUAGAGGCAUAAGAGAAGCUAUGAAAAAUGAAGGUAUUGAAUUUUCUCUGCCGUUAAUAAAAGAAAAUGGCCAUGAGAAGAAGGCACCUGGGACCAGCCUGGGACAGGGAGAGGAACAAGUAAUCAGUGACGAGGAUGAAGAUGAAAGUUUUUCCUGGCUGGAAGAGAUGGGUGUGCAAGAUAAAAUUAAAAAACCAGAUGUGCUCUCUAUCAAGCUAUGUAAAGAGAAACAUGAAGUGCAAAUGGACCACAGACCGGAGUCCGUUGUGUUGGUGAAGGGAACGAAUACCCUGACGCUGCUGAAUUUUUUGAUCAAUUCUAAGAGUUUAAUUGCCAGCUCAGGUCCACAGGCAGGACUUCCACCAACCCUCUUAUCGCCUGUAGCUUUCCGAGGUGCCACGAUGCAAAUGCUUAAGGCACGAAGUGUCAAUGUGAAGACACAAGCUCUUUCUGGAUACAAAGACCAGUUUAGUUUGGAGAUCACAGGUCCCGUCAUGCCUCACUGUCUGCAUUCUGUAACCAUGCUACUCCAGUCUGCACAAAAGGGGUCAUUUUCUGCUGGACUGUAUACACAUGAGCCAACUGCUGUAUUUAACGCCUGCCCGUCAGUGAAGGAAGGACCGGGUAAGGAGACUGUUCUUGAGGAGCUCGCUAACUGUGGGUUGCAUCGUAAGACUCUGGACCAACUUAGUCGAACACCAAUACUGGGAAAAUCAUCUUUACGACAUGUGGAAAUGAGUGACUACGUUUAUAAUUGGAGAUCCUGAACAUCAAACUUUGUAAAUUCUAUGCUGGGGAGCAGGCAUGCCAAUGACGUGUGACUAGACAUUAAGUUCAACCAGGUGCUCUGAUGGAAGGAGGCAGCUGUGGAGGUAAAAACAUACCCCUGGUUCAGUUCCUUAUUUGGUGCAGGCCAUGCAGUGUUGAUGUAUAAAGAGAAAAGUUAGCUGAUGCUUGGGUAUCGACUGCCUUGUUGCUACACACCUAGAAUGACUUUUACUUACUUCCAGGUUCAUCCGCCCCUCUUUUCCAGGAAACACUCCUAAAAAAAAGGGCAACUGUGCAGAGUAUAAUGCAAAUCCCCAAAAAACCCAGGCUUCCAACUCAGUUUCCAUUCUCUACUAUCUUCAUGUUUCUUUACCCCAGUGUGUACACAGUUCACCAAAAAGCUGCUUAAUCUAAUGAAACUGUAAGAGCAAACAAUACCCAUCGGGUCUUGUUCCAACCACUCAAUUCCAAAAAAGAAAGGUUCUUUUAAGUCAGUUACCAGUUAAAAAUGUUUUACUGACAAACAGUAAUAAUGGUAAACUUUUCAUUCUUUUUCAUCUAAGAAUAUACUGUAACAAACUAAAAAGAAUAUGGAGAAUGUUGUCAUUCUGUGGAGUUUUUAACAAAAAAGAGGGUGCUGGGCAAUAGCAAGGCAAGAAAACCUGUAUGAUCAUUGAAAAAGUUUUCUAAAUGCAAUAAAGAGACAUUUUGUGGUA